Messenger RNA from Galleria mellonella (greater wax moth), 4337 nucleotides. RefSeq lists its product as uncharacterized. Gene Ontology annotation, biological process: protein linear polyubiquitination; proteasome-mediated ubiquitin-dependent protein catabolic process. NCBI's taxonomy places the organism in Eukaryota, Metazoa, Arthropoda, Insecta, Lepidoptera, Pyralidae. Gene Ontology annotation, molecular function: ubiquitin-protein transferase activity; ubiquitin binding. Gene Ontology annotation, cellular component: LUBAC complex. The coding region runs from base 612 to 4274 and encodes 1220 amino acids. The transcript is spliced from 5 exons. The record is from RefSeq and is a predicted model, not a curated record.
UGCUGUGUCUAAACAGUAUAUUAUUGCUUUCUUGUUAUACCUACAUAUGACUAUUUAGUCCACUAACAAAGAAACAUUGUCUGCUUCAGUAAAUGACGUCUACUAACAAUAUAAUUCAACUGUGACCAAAUAAUAUGUAUACACGAAUAGAAAUUUUUAAAAAUUUGAUAGUGACGAUUUUAUCAAAAUAACGUGUAUAAAGUAAAUAACUGAAGUACCACAUACAAAAGGCAGGAAGAGAGGUCGGACACAGAGGAAUGAAAUGAAAAUAGCAAAAUGGAGUCGCGAAGUUCCGCUAAAUAUAGAUGGGCGGGCGGAGUGCAGGCGCCGACAUCGUCGCCACAGUGUUUGCGCGCGACCUCGCUUUGUUUGACGCGAGCUAGAUUAUUCAUUAUGAAAACCAUUUUUAAAUAGCUUAUUUACUUCAAAGUAUUAACAUGUUUGCAUUUCUUGACCCAGUCCGUGGUUGUCGUAAUUGUAAAGUUUAAACAGUGAAUUUUCUUUUGGAACCAUAGCCUAUUUACGACAUGAGUAAAUGCGCGAAUUGAGGCUCAAUGUCCUAGAUUUGGAUGUCACUUUUGCAGCCGCGCCUUUAUUUUUCACUAUAGGUGAUGAGCGGCGAGGCUGAAACGGAGGCACCACGCCCUCGUCCACUUUCUGGAGGACUUUGGACAUUUCUUUCGUGGCUUCGCCGUGACGAACACAGCUCGUCUAGCGAGAGUUUAUCUAGUGCUGGUUCUGACCGAACUGCCGCUAGUUUCGCAUUUCUUGCACCAGCGCAUUAUUGUAUUACUACAUCACCCAUUAUUCUUCCACCAUCUGGACCACCUACUGAUUCUUAUAAAAAAAGAGUACGCGAAAUAAAUAAAAGACGACAGAACGAUCGAGAUUUAACUUUACAUCGUAAGUACGGACUUCACAGAGGUGAAGGUAAUAGCAGUUACGACGCUUUCAGUUUACCACCACCACGUCGAUUCGUUUUGAAUAAUAGUGAAACACAAGAUCGAGACCGGAGAGCAACAAGUGAAUUGUUGCAACGGCGUGCUGCUUAUGUUCCCGGCAAGCGACGUGCACCAGCACCUCCAGUGCGUGCAUCAUCAGUUACCGUUUCAUCAUUGACGCGACGCCCAACACGAAAGCGUCCAGCGCCACAACCACCUACGAAAUUGAUAGAAAGGUCUAAACAAAAUUGCAAUAAUAAUAUACAAAUGAAUUCACAAACUGUACAUAAUGAAAACACAUUAUCAUGUGAUAAUUCGAUGGAUUGUAAAUCGGAAAAAUAUAUAAAGAAAGGUACAAAUUCUAAAGAAAAUAAAAUAAAACAAGAAAAAGGCUUUUUGAAACAAAUAUUUGAUAAUAAAAAAAGAAAUUCUGCGAUAGAUGUUUCUGCUAUAAAAAUACUACCAAAUAUCAGUGAACUAGACAAACAAGCUGCUGAAAUAAUAGAAUCGUCUAAAAGAAAUAUUUUAAAAGGUAAUAAGAAUCUCGCCAUUACCAGACUUAUUAAGGAUUAUCACAAUUCGGCUCCGAAUAUUUGGUUAUGUAAAACAUGUUCCAGACAGCAUGAUAAAUCUGUAACUAUUUGUCCACAUUGUUUCUCGAAACAGAACAGCGAAUUUAGUAUUAACAAAAAUAAAAAUGAUACAAUUUAUACUCAAACUGAAAAUCAAAUCGAACCAAUAAAUACAGCUUCGAAUAGUCGAUUAAGCGGAAGUGAUGAAAAACAGAAACUAAGAGAAAUGUUGAAAGAAAUGAAGGAUUCUCUUCCCAAAAGGCCUAAACAUGAUACUAAUAAUGAAUUAAAUAAUACUAAUAUUUGUACCAAGAGUAACCUUCGAAAAACAGUAGAUGAAUCCUCCUUAUCCAAAGGUAAUGUCUUAUUUAUAGAAGCUCCCACACUUCGUAUAGGAUCCUCAUUACUCGAACAAAAUAAUGCUUCUUAUAAACCAUUGAACCAAAGUUUAUCGCGUCCCAUAAAUCAAAACGAAAAAAAUAACGUGGAACAAUCUGGUGCAAAAUCACUAACUCCAGGUCAAAUUGAAGUAACCGUUGCUAAAGCUUCUGCUUCUUCACACAGUGUUGCAAUAGAUAAUGAUAAAGACUCAAAAGUGAAAGGUCAUCUUCACAACGUUAACGGUUAUAGACCUGAUAGCCUUAAUACACCUUUACGAAUUUCAUCAUUAUUAAAUCCAGUUUAUAUUCCAAAAUGUAGCGAUAAUUCAAAGGAACAGUUACAAAAAAAUAUAUUAGACGAAAAUUGUUUACUCAACUCACAUUUAAAAAAUACACCGAAAAUCAAGGAAAACGCAAAAACAGAAAAUAGUGAAAUAUCGACUAAUUUGUUGAGUUCUACAACAUCAUCAACAUCAAUUUCAUCGAAUGAAAAAUCUAUAUCCAAAGAUACGACUUCAAAAAUUAAUAGAAUAUCGAUGAAUCUACCAAGUUCAAAUGCACCUUCUACCUCAUCUUCUUCUAAUCAGAAAUUGGCGUCUAAUUAUGAAAAAUCUGUUAAAAGCAAAGAAAAAAACUUUGUAAAAAUAGAUAUUGCUAAAGAAAAUAAUACUCAAAAUAAAUUGCAAACCAAAAUUAAGUCAAUACAGGCAGAAGAGAAAGAGUUAUCCGAAAUGCAACUUAAUGAAACUAGUUUUUCAAAAGACAAUCCCGUUUUAUUGAAUAAUGAAACGUCAUCGACCUCUAAUAUAGACAAAAUAAACCAGCACAUUAGGCGAAGAGAUUUAGUAAAUCAACUUGAACAAUCUAUUGCUAAAGGCGAUGAACAUGCAGCAGCCCAGGCUGCUAUAAAACUAGCUCAAUUACGACUUUCGUGUUCAGUAUUGUCUUUUACAUCACAAAUUCUUGGUGAAGCAUCGACAUCAUUGGCUACAAAUGUUGUGAGUGAUACAAAAAUAGAUAAUAAACCUUGCGAAUUAAAGGUUAAAGCAUCUACCACUCAACCUUUAUCUAAAUCAAUAAACUCUGGAACCCAAACAUCAGUAUCUGCAGGAUCAAAAGGAAAUAUAAUUAAUGUACAAAAGUCAAUUAAUAAAAAUAAUUAUGAAUUAAUAUCGCCAGAAAAAGAUAAAGUUUCCUCACCUCUUGACAAUAAAUUUCAUAUACAAUCCCAAAAAAAUAAUAAUGAAGCAUCAACUUCUAAGAAAGUUGGGACUGAACCGAGUGAGAAAGGUGGAGAUAAUAUUGUCUCAAUAUCAAUAUUGAUCGAAGACAAAGAAACGGCUCGUGGUCCUGUACAGUUACGUAUUAAUCGAGAAGCUCGCUUGGGUCACUUACGACGCCACGUGGAAGUGUCACUAGGAAUUGCCAGUCGGCUACAGCGUUGGAUUAUUGGUCGAACACUCUGCACGGAGGACGAUACACUUCUCAACUCUCUGGCGGGUCCCAAUCUUAAUGCGCCAUUUUAUCUAUACUUAGUUGAAUAUGGAAUCGAGACGAAUACUGGUGCAGAUCCUAGACGAGUAGCGCCACAAAACAGCGAAAGUGACGAUAGUAAGAACAAGACCGGCAAUGUGUACACAGAGUUGGUACAGUUAGAACGGCAAGCUCUUGUUCCAAAUACAGAAUCUUUUCAGUGCCAAAUAUGUAUGGAAGAAUGUUUGGCCGGUAGAGGAGCCGUGUUACGGGAAUGUGUACAUACAUUCUGUCGGGAUUGUUUAGCCGAUCUAAUACGGCAUUGUGAAGAGCCUGCUGUUUCGUGUCCCGCUAUGGGUUGCCCUGGAACUUUACAUGAACGUGAAAUCCGUGCCCUUGUACCGCUCGAUGAAUAUGAGCGAUGGUUGGCACGAGGAUUAGCCGCAGCCGAAAGCAGAACACGGAACGCAUUUCAUUGCCGUACUCGUGAUUGUACAGGUUGGGCUUUUUGUGAACCCGGUGUGAGGAAAUUUCCUUGUCCAGUAUGCAAGAGCAAUAACUGUGUACCGUGUCAAGCUAUACAUGAGGGCGAAACGUGUGAGCAGUAUCGCAAUAAAUUGCAACAAGCUGUAAAUGGAAAUGAAUCAAGACAAACAGAUGAAGGAACUCGGGCUUUACUAGAUACCUUAAUAUCCCGUGGAGAAGCACUAGAAUGUCCAGAGUGCAGUGCCAUUAUUACUAAGAAAUGGGGAUGCGAUUGGGUAAAAUGCUCUGCUUGCAAAACUGAGAUUUGUUGGGUAACCCGUGGCCGCCGUUGGGGUCCCGGUGGUAAAGGAGAUACCAGUGGUGGCUGCCGCUGCGGUAUUGAUGGCAAAAGAUGCCAUCCAUCGUGUGGCUAUUGUCAUUAGUUAUUUAAUUAUUUUGUAAACUUUAUAGGCAAUUGUUUAAUGUGUUCAUAUUAUAUAAUUUUA